GUAUGGGGCGGGCUGUGGGGAGUUGGGUAGAAUUCGCUUGGUAAUUCGAACAUAACAUGAGAUGUAUCGGUCGAUGACUGUCGCAGUCAAUAAGUGCAUGACAAAACAGAUGUGCUAUGCGGGCCUAGAUUAUACACUCGAGUCUACAGUUAUGUUGCAAAAUAUUGGAUAGCAGACGACAGGUUGGCCUACUUUGAUUCUAAAUAUUUACGUUAGCUGUGAGCCCUUCAUUAUCUGUUAAGGAUAAAGGGCUUAUUAUUGGGAUUUAUACUCAGGAAUUAAAGGCUAAUUUUCACCUUUAUUCAGGCCAGUUGAUCUCCUUGCAGUGUGAUAUAAUCUUAUGACCUACAGUCAGUGGUUUCAUGGCUGAACAUACAGGCCUCGCCCCUGACUGACCUCAGCUGUUCUCACAGAGUUCAGAUACUGUAAAAAAUAUUUCAAGUGCCUUAGGAUAAUUUCCAGGAUGAACCUGUCUGAUAUCCUGAAGGAAGUGGGCAAUGAAGGAUUGUUCCAGAUCUUGACCCUGCUGGUGCUGACCAUGCCAAAAAUGCCGAUCCAGUGGAGUAUGACGAUGAUGUCAUACGCGUCGAACUCCCCAAAGUGGUGUUGCGUGCCUCAGGAUGUUGUUGUUGACACCAACUGCGAAACCUUCCAGUCGGGGAACUCCUCCGUCAUCUCUUACAAGUCUUCGUAUCUGCAGUGUCACCUGAACAGUACAGAGUGUGACCACCGGGUUUAUCUGCCCCCUGAUGGGGCUCUAACUGCAGUGACCGAGUGGGACCUGGUGUGUGAGAAAAACUGGAUUGUAUCCGCUUUGUCAUCCAUACAAAUGGGUGGGGUGAUGGUGGGAGCUUUGGUCAGUGGAUACCUGUCGGACUUGUUUGGCAGAAAAAAAGUUCACUUUGCGUCCAUUUUUCUACACGCUGUGUUCAACGUCCUGGCAGGCGUGUCCAUCUCCUGGCCCAUGUUUGCUGUCUUCAGGUUCCUGAUUGGAUUUUUUAUUGGUGGGUACCUGGUGGUUCAUGUACCCUACGCUCUGGAGUUUAUCUCCCCAAGGUGGAGAGUUAUACCAGCAUCGCUUCCCUUUGCUGCCAUAGGUGCCUCGUUACUUCCCCUUGCAGCUUGGUCUCUACCAGACUGGCGCUGGAUGCAUUUUGUAUGUGCCAUUUUCUGUGCACCAUUUUUACUUGCAUACUUCUUUAUGCCAGAGAGCAUGCGGUGGCUGACUAUCAAAGGUAAAGUGGAGGAAGCAGCCCAGGUCGUUGAAACAAUUGCCUGGGUCAACAGGAAAACAGAUUACCACCAGAAGAAGUGUCUGGAGAAAAUAGAGGCCAUUGCCCAAAAGGAGAGAGAACUAAAGGAUAAAGGCAAGAAAUACUCCUACAUAGAUGUGUACAGGGACUGGCCCAUGGCCAAACUUACCCUCACUCAGCAAUACGUUUGGUUCACAACUUCACUCGUGGGUUAUGGGAUCAUCCUGGGGAUCUCCAAUCUGGCAGGGAACAUCUAUUUGAACAUGUUCCUGGUGGAGGCGGUGGAGAUUCCCUUCAUCCUCAUCACGUGCUACUUCAACAACUGUAUAGGCAGGAGAAUGACAGCGUUGAUCUACUUUAGUUUUGCUACAGUUGCUGGGACUUUGGCGCUUAUAUUUCAUCUUGUCCCUGACCUGCCCCACAAAGACACAGGUAUCACCAUCAUGUGUAUCUGCUGCAGGUCGUUUAUAGCUGGUGCUGCUGCUGUGUUUGUGGUUGUGUCCACAGAGGUGUACCCUACUGUUAUAAGAACUCUGGGAUAUGGUGCUGCUAACACAGCCGCUAAAGUGGGUGGCGUCCUGGCACCAUUUCUGAUCAACAUUGAUUCCAUCCCCACCGUGGCGUACUCUGUUAUUUCCUGCACCUGUUUCUUCUGCAUCAUCGCGGUCUGGUCCCUGCAGGAGACCAAGAACCUCCUGAUGGAAGACACCCUGCAGAAGACAAUCUCCAGGCGCAACUCUACGGUCUCCAAGACCAACUCUCUGGAGAAAACCCUCUCCCAGACGGACGCUAUGCCACGGAUUUUCAUCGACCUGGAUACGGAUCUCAUACACCACAAAUCUUAUUCCGAGUUUGAAGACAGCGGGGACGAGGAAGUGGAUCUGGAAGUUGUAUCCACUCCGCCAUCCCCUGCGGUGGCAGUCAGUGAGAACCUGCCAUUGUUGCGUCAACGGUUCCCCAUGUACCACCCAGCUAGAGUGGGCACUGAGACGGAUGCUGGUGUUGUUAAUGGUGGUUGUGAUGUGGCCGGCACACAGAGUCAAGCAGUGAUGGACACUACCAGGGGGAGUAACCCUGUUCAUGAACCAGAACUAAAGGGAGGCUACAAGAGUUUAGAUGAAGGGAGGAAAUCAGACGCUGAUGGGACCACUAGCACACCAGACAACAUGACAGAUGGGAGGUUUAUAAGGGAGUAUUAAUGUUUUGUUUUUAGAUUUUAUUCGUUUAUACAUAAUUAGUUCCUGUACAUGAUUACACAUUUUUUGGAAAGCUCGUUAUAUGUUAUCAACAUUUUGUGUUUACUUUUGUUAAAGUUUACAUGAGUGCAAUAUAUAGCCUUUGUGGACGAAAAAACUUAGUCUGUACAUAUCAUUUGUGUUAUGAGUUAAAGUGUAUGUGUACAUAUAUCAGUGUACAGCCGUAUUUUAUAACAUUUUACUAUGUGAUAACUGUUUGAAAUCGGAGGGUAAUAUUUUUAUACAUUUUUUUGUCAAAUUUUGACUCAGUGAUGUACGUGUGGGUUAGGGGUGGAUUUGUACCUCACAGGUAGCUUAGUGGGUUAGGGGUGGAUUUAUACCCCACAGGUAGCUUAGUGGAUUAGAGGUGGAUUUAUACCCCACAGGUAGCUUAGUGGAUUAGAGGUGGAUUUGUACCCCACAGAUAGCUUAGUGGAUUAGGGGUGGAUUUGUACCUCACAGGUGGGUCAGUGGAUUAGGGGUGGAUUUGUACUCCACAGGUAGCUUAGUGGGUUAGGGGUGGAUUUGUACCUCACAGGUGGGUUAGUGGAUUAGGGGUGGAUUUGUACUCCACAGGUAGCUUAGUGGGUUAGGGGUGGAUUUGUAUUCCACAUGUAGCUUAGUGGAUUAGGGGUGGAUUUAUACCCCACAGGUAGCUUAGUGGAUUAGAGGUGGAUUUGUACCCCACAGAUAGCUUAGUGGAUUAGGGGUGGAUUUGUACCUCACAGGUGGGUCAGUGGAUUAGGGGUGGAUUUGUACUCCACAGGUAGCUUAGUGGGUUAGGGGUGGAUUUGUACCUCACAGGUGGGUUAGUGGAUUAGGGGUGGAUUUGUACUCCACAGGUAGCUUAGUGGGUUAGGGGUGGAUUUGUACCUCACAGGUGGGUUAGUGGAUUAGGGGUGGAUUUAUACCCCACAGGUAGCUUAGUGGGUUAGGGGUGGAUUUGUAUUCCACAUGUAGCU
This is a messenger RNA of Physella acuta, 3450 nucleotides long. Its product is annotated as solute carrier family 22 member 7. Gene Ontology annotation, molecular function: transmembrane transporter activity. Gene Ontology annotation, cellular component: membrane. Gene Ontology annotation, biological process: transmembrane transport. Lineage: Eukaryota; Metazoa; Mollusca; Gastropoda; Physidae. The record is from RefSeq and is a predicted model, not a curated record.